Lactuca saligna is the source of this 606-nucleotide messenger RNA. The record is from the annotation of a GenBank genome assembly. NCBI's taxonomy places the organism in Eukaryota, Viridiplantae, Streptophyta, Magnoliopsida, Asterales, Asteraceae.
AUGGCAAACCUUCCCGGAGUCAUUAUAUCUGCCACCGAGUAUCGUCAGUUGGAAAUCACUUAUGGCUUGUCUUCCAUAGAGGGUGUGGAGUUUCCCUCUCCUGGCUCUAGCAUCUCUUCCCCUCCCCCUGGUAAGAUUGGGGUUUACUUGAAAACCCUAGACGCUGGUAUACGCUUUCUUCUAACGGAUUUUCAGGAGGAGGUCCUCCAGAAAGAUGGUUGCAGUCUUCAGAUGUUGACUCUUAAUGCAGUUAACAAAGUGGUCGCGUUUGAAAUGAUAUGUAGGGCCAACCAGUAUCUUCCGGAUUACUUCGUCUUCAAGUUUUUCUUCCGAUUUUGUGUUACCGGAGAUAAAUGCACCUUCUCGGUCCGGCAAAGGGGACACGCCUUAGUUCCCAAUGGGCGUACCCCCAAAAACUGGCAGGAUAAAUGGUUGUGGGUGAAUCAGGAGCUGGUUGGGAGUGGUCGCUAUCGUGCCAAUGCUUUCGCCGAUACCAUCCCUAAGCUCUUCCCUCACAACCAGGGUGUCGCCGACUACUUGAAGAGUGUGCAGGAGAUACAACACCCUGAUGCGCUAGGCAUUUCGUUUUGCCCAUGCUAUCGUUGA